Molecule: messenger RNA, 2613 nt
Organism: Tympanuchus pallidicinctus (lesser prairie-chicken)
Lineage: Eukaryota; Metazoa; Chordata; Aves; Galliformes; Phasianidae
Gene: GLIPR2
Product: GLI pathogenesis related 2
Exons: 6
Coding region: 466-924 (152 amino acids)
Cellular component (GO): extracellular region
Source: RefSeq, a predicted model, not a curated record
UCACAGCAUACUCUUAUCAGGAAAUAGUUGCAAUUACGGAACUAAAUCGGUAUGUAAAAACACGCGGCGGUUUUGAGCUGCUUGGUUACUGUGGAGGCUGCAUGGCUGCUGACCCUAAACAGAAUCUUUUUAAGCAAAAAAGCAGUGCCCCUAUUCCUUAUAAGGCAUGGGCAGGCUUCCCUGAGCACUGAGAAAGGGGCGGUAACGGGUUAUUUCAGCGGAGUUUCUCCAGCAGCAGUCGCGGCAGAGUGAAGAAGUUGCAUUGAAAUUACAAAGCCCUUCGCCUGAGCUGAGGAAUUCAGGCAAGAGAGCGGGAAUCAGGUGAAACUGAAAAAAAAAAAUAAUAUCACGACGUGAUCAUGGGAAAAUCAGAACUACAUGCUGCUUUUAACUUUGAAGGUGCAUCCUUGGAGCAUGGCAUAAAGGACUAUAGUGCGUUUUCAGAAGGAGCUGCAUCUCCAGCUGAUGAGAGCUUCCAAACAAUUUGCUGAAGAGGUCUUGAAAGCACACAAUGACUACAGGAAGAAACACGGAGUCCCCCCAUUAAAACUCUGCAAGAAGUUAAACAGAGGAGCCCAACAGUAUGCAGAAGAACUGGCAGCCUCAAGGGUCCUCAAACACAGCUCUGAGUCUGCUAAUGGAAAAUGUGGAGAGAAUUUGGCCUGGGCAUCCUACGAUCAACCAGGGAAGGAUGUUGCUGACAGAUGGUACAGUGAAAUAAAGAAUUACAGCUUUCAAAACCCAGGGUUUUCUUCAGGGACAGGUCAUUUCACAGCAAUGGUUUGGAAGAGCACAAAGAAAAUGGGUGUUGGAAAAGCAUCUGCUAGUGAUGGUUCUACAUUUGUGGUCGCUAGGUACGAUCCAGCUGGAAAUGUAGUAAAUCCAGGCUACUACGAAGAAAAUGUCCUUCCUCCAAGAAAAUAACCUUUCUUUGGAGGUAGUCUUACUGCUUCGUGACAAAUGAACCUAGGUUUGGACUUAACACUGUUUGAAGUGGAGUACAAUUCAAUGAAAUUUCCUGUUGGAUACUGCUGCUCACUUCUCAUUGCAGAAGAAGCAAUUACAUGUUGCUUGAGUCAAUCUGCACAUUAAGUCCCUGUUGUUUCUGAGGAGACUUCAGUUUAUUUGAGGAUGAAGUAUAUGCAGCAUUUCUGAGGGGUAAAAGUUUCUAGCUUGUUCUUUUUUGUGGUAGUUUGCAUGAACUCUGUGUCAGUAUGUGAGAAUACACAUGUUGGAUGUCUUUGUCUAAACAAGCGAAUUCGUAGCUCUAUGUAAACUGAAGAUACCAGCUUGUAACUAUAUCAUGUAUUCCAGGUUUUCUUUUUUUUUGCUAUUAAGUGCGACUUCUUUGCUCUGUCUGUACCUUUUUCUACUGUGAGGUCUCAUCCCUACAGCUUGAACGUAUGCAAAGCCUCCUGUAUGAAAGUUACACACACAUAUAAAACGCAGUGCAAUCCAGACAUAUAUGCUUUCAUUAAAAUGAUCUCACGGGACACUAAGACUACACUGGCAAAGUUGUACCAGUCAAGCAAGCUAUAACUCAUGCAUGACCAAAAAAUUACUAGAAAUGUUUAAAACUUAGCUUUACAUUUCAGGUGCUAAUAUCUGAAAACACAACACUAUCUUACAGUUUACAGAGUAUGCAUUGUCUUAUAAUCAAAUUGAUUACUUCCCUUCCAGAAAAGCAAAGCGCUGCCAUUUAUCUUUGAUAUUUACACACAAAAUAAAUUUCUCUGGGAAAUCAUCAUCGAUUUCAUUUUACGGUAACUUAUUUUUAUUUCCUAGAGAAUAUCUUCUGCAGGCAUUAACAUUCCCAAAUCGUAAUUAAGAGAUGUUUGCUCUUAGUUCAUAAAAUGCAAAGAGUUCAUGUACUGUGCUUCAAGUUGGGAUUUUCUUUUCUAUGUAAGGUUUCCUUUUGACUUCUGAGAUUUGGCUCACGAAGAGUGCCAUUGCAGAAAUAGUUUCUUUUGUUUACACAGUUGAAAUAAACUGCACUGUUACAGCUUGAUGAUAUAUCACUGUGAUGCUAUAUAUUACAAUCCUUUUGCUGUAACCAAGAAUUCAAUACAUAUUAUGGCAUCUGAAAAUUAUAUAUUUUUGAAUAUGAAUCACUGAAGUCUUUGCUGUUACCUGAAUUUUUGUUGAAUAAUCUUUAAAUUUUAUUUCCAAGACAUUAACAUAGGACAAUAUUACUUAAGUAAUGAAGUGCAAAAAAACAAACAAACAAAAAAACAACAAAAAAAAAACCACCAAGAAAGAAACAAACAAACAACAACAACAACAGAAACAACCAAAAACCAGCAAGUAAUCUAGCCCAGGAAAGACAGGAGACCUAAGAAAUGAUAAAUCAUAAUAUAGACAAGAGAUGACCAUCACCUUUUUAUACAAACUUUGAACUAAGCCUUGGAUUCAAUGCUGAACAGACAUAUGUCUUUCUCUGCUGAAUUCCUGCUUUGCGUUUUAAUUUCUCCCUCUCUUGGUUGACACGUUCUCGGUAAAGAACAGCCACUUCACUCCCACUCAGACAUGUCUGUUUAGUAACUGCAGUUUUGAGGCCUUCCCAUCUUCAACUUUCAUUUAAGAAAUGUCAAAUAAAUCAAUGGUAUUCAAAUA